AGGCCUGGAGAACCGGGGACGGGGGGUAGGGGGAGUCGAAACGUAGGAGGACGAUAUAUCGUGCACUGUGAGCCCCCAUUAAAUACAGGCAUCGUAUGGAGACCAGGAAGCACUGUCUCUCUGCUGUGGCGUACAAGCUGUGAGGGUUAAAUAAGGAACGCUGAGGUUUCACAGUGAGUAAGAUCAAUUUCCUUACUGCAGUGGGCCCGCCGGCCACCAAGCCUCGGCAGGAAAUGCCUCCUCCGCUGGACAUUGUAAAAGUAGCUAUCGAGUGGCCAGGAGCUAAUGCCCAGUUGAUUGAAAUUGACCAGAAACGGCCUUUGGCAUCAAUCAUCAAGGAGGUGUGUGACGGAUGGUCCUUGCCUAAUCCCGAGUUCUAUGCCUUCCGUUAUGCUGAUGGCCCCCAGCUUUACAUUACAGAACAGACUCGAGGUGACAUCAAGAAUGGAACUAUCCUACGUCUGGCUGUAUCACCGUCCCGAGCAGCACGGCAGCUCCUCGAAAGGAUCCAGUCGUCCAGUAUGGACAACCGACUAGAUGCUAUGAAGGAACUGGCCAAGCUUUCUGCAGACACUACAUUUGCCACUGAAUUCAUCAACAUGGAGGGAGUGACAAUUCUAACUCGAAUGGUGGAGGGCGGCACUAAGCUUCUUUCACAUUAUAGUGAGAUGUUGGCCUUCACGCUCACAGCUUUCUUGGAGUUGAUGGAUCACGGGAUUGUUUCCUGGGACUUGGUUUCCCUCAUCUUUAUUAAACAGAUUGCAGGAUAUGUUUCCCAGCCAUCAGUAGAUGUGUCAAUUCUGCAGCGAUCACUUGCUAUCUUGGAGAGUAUGGUGCUAAAUAGCCAGGCAUUGUAUCAGAAAAUUGCUGAGGAAAUCACAGUGGGACAACUCAUCUGUCACCUACAAGUAUGUAACCAGGAGAUCCAGACAUAUGCCAUCGCUUUAAUCAAUGCCCUGUUUCUCAAGGCGCCAGAGGACAAGAGACAGGAGAAGCCACGGAAUCUCGUGGAUGUCCCUGUUAGUGAAAUGGCGAAUGCAUUUGUACAGAAGCAUCUGCGAUCUAUCAUCCUCAAUCACAUUAUACGAGGGAAUCGGCCUAUCAAAACAGAAAUGGCACAUCAACUCUAUGUGCUACAGGUGUUGACUUUUAACCUCCUUGAAGAAAGGAUGAUGACCAAAAUGGACCCAAAUGACCAGGCUCAGAGAGACAUCAUUUUUGAAUUGAGAAGAAUCGCAUUUGAUGCAGAAUCAGACACCAGUGGGAUAUCAGGGGGAGGCACUGAGAAACGAAAAGCAAUGUACAGCAAGGACUACAAGAUGCUUGGCUUCACAAAUCACGUGAAUCCAGCUAUGGAUUUUAUUCAAACUCCUCCUGGGAUGCUAGCUUUAGACAACAUGCUCUACCUGGCUAAAUGCCAUCAGGACACCUACGUAAGGAUUGUGCUGGAGAAUAGUAGCAGAGAAGACAAACACGAAUGUCCAUUUGGGCGCAGUGCCAUUGAACUGACAAAGAUGUUAUGCGAGAUUCUGCAAGUUGGGGAACUGCCCAAUGAAGGUCGGAAUGAUUACCAUCCUAUGUUCUUCACACAUGAGCGAUCCUUUGAGGAAUUUUUUUGUAUCUGCAUUCAGUUGCUAAACAAGACCUGGAAGGAGAUGAGGGCAACUGCCGAGGACUUCAACAAAGUUAUGCAGGUGGUACGGGAGCAGAUAACACGCGCACUCCCAUCUAAACCUAAUUCGCUUGAGCAGCUGAAAAACAAGCUGCGUAGUCUGAGCUACACAGAGAUUUUGCGGUUGCGUCAAUCAGAGCGGCUCAGUCAAGAUGACUUCCAGUCUCCACCCAUAGUUGAACUACGGGAGAAAAUUCAACCUGAAAUUCUUGAACUGAUCAAGCAGCAGCGUCUCAAUCGUUUAUGUGAGGGGAGCAGCUUCCGCAAGAUUGGCAACCGCAGGAGGCAAGAGAGGUUUUGGUUCUGCCGAUUGGCUCUGAAUCACAAGGUUUUGCACUAUGGAGACCUUGAGGAGAAUGCACAAGGGGAGGUGCCAUACGAAUCAUUACAGGAAAAAAUUCCUGUUGCAGACAUUAAGGCAGUGCUCACAGGGAAGGAUUGUCCCCAUAUGAAGGAGAAAAGUGCCCUGAAACAGAACAAGGAAGUGUUGGAGUUGGCAUUUUCUAUACUGUACGAUCCUGAUGAGACUUUAAACUUUAUAGCGCCUAAUAAAUACGAGUAUUGCAUCUGGAUUGACGGAGUGAAUGCUCUGCUUGGGAGGGAGAUGAGCAGUGAACUGACCCGUAGUGAUAUGGACACAUUGCUCAGCAUGGAGAUGAAGCUUCGUUUACUGGACCUGGAGAACAUUCAGAUUCCGGAGGUUCCUCCUCCCAUUCCUAAAGAGCCCAGCAGCUAUGACUUUGUUUAUCACUAUGGUUGAUUCAGUGAAGUUGAUGGAGAACAUGCACAUCCACUAACUAGGAAAGGAUCUCUCAUUAACCAGCAGUAUAACAAGCCAAGAUCUGCUACUGAAAGGGACAGGGGGUUUCAAGUAGAUCUCUACCCCCAGCAUCCACUAACCCUGUCUUCAGCAGAGUUCCUGCUGGAAAGGUCUCUGCAGUAGAUUUCAGUAUGGAUUCCUUGCGUGUAUAUGUGGUACUUUGGUUUACAGGUCCUGGCUUCCCUUACUGGAUUCCUCCAGAAACAUUUCAAUCUACCGUGGUACUGAAUGGACUUAUGUAAACUAGAUGCACUGACACAGAAAGAGUUUAGAUUGCUAUAGUUCUAUUUUUGCCUUAAUGAGUAAAUUCUUUAUCCAAUCAGAGAGCAGCAAGCCGCCAUCUAUCCCAAGUCUUGGAGUAAAACUUGUAUUUUUGCUGCAUAUUGCAUUGUAGUUGUUUCUAAAUCAGAGCACAAUACGUCUGUACUUUUAAUGAAAACCGUGACAUUUUCAUUCCACUAGAGGCAAAGGUUUCUCUGUGAGCGGAUAAACCUUUUGCUCCACCUUGCAUGAAGGUAAACUAAAGAGGCUGCUUUUCAUUGAAUGUGUAUGUAAGAAAGCCUACUCAUCCUAGGUACGAACUUAAUCCCACACCCAACCCGCAAAUGUAGAUAUCCAUUAUUGGCGGGCCGUUACAUGUUGGGAGUUAAUAUAAAAGGCUGGCAUUCAGAAUGUGUUAUGUUACUAAUAAAAAUAUUAGAACAA
This is a messenger RNA of Pelobates fuscus (common spadefoot toad), 3197 nucleotides long. RefSeq names its product engulfment and cell motility 2 (gene ELMO2). The record is from RefSeq and is a predicted model, not a curated record. Lineage: Eukaryota; Metazoa; Chordata; Amphibia; Anura; Pelobatidae. Bases 234 to 2432 code for a protein of 732 amino acids. The transcript is spliced from 23 exons. Gene Ontology annotation, biological process: cell motility; actin filament organization.